CGAAUUUCCCCGGCUUCGAAUUCUGAAAAAUGGAAGCCGUCCGCCACGCGCUCAAGAUCCGCCUGCCCAAGUACCUCAAGUCGCUGCCGAUCCCGAGCAACGUCGCCGGCUUCGCCAAGCUCACGACGGAGGAGUGGAUGAUCCUCGCGCCCUUCCUCGUGACGGUCGCCGUGCUGCUCUACUCGCUCGUCGCCAGCCUCGGCGGCAGCGGCAGCAAGAAGGCGUCGCCGGCGCGCAUCAACAAGUCAGUCUCGCUCGAGAAGGACAAGGUCGUCGACACGUGCGACAUUGAAGACAUGUUCCAGAAGGGCUCGCUCAAGUGCGUGCUCUGCCGCUGCUGGAAGUCCAAGAAGUUUCCGUUCUGCGACGGCGCCCACGCCAAGCACAACAAGGAGACGGGCGACAACGUCGGCCCGCUCAUCAUCCAGAAGAAGGAGGAGUAAGACGGCGCGUCGUCGUCUUUCUGUAUAUAUAUAUG
Molecule: messenger RNA, 478 nt
Organism: Saprolegnia parasitica CBS 223.65
Lineage: Eukaryota; Oomycota; Saprolegniomycetes; Saprolegniales; Saprolegniaceae
Exons: 2
Coding region: 30-443 (137 amino acids)
Biological process (GO): regulation of autophagy
Cellular component (GO): intracellular membrane-bounded organelle; mitochondrial outer membrane
Molecular function (GO): 2 iron, 2 sulfur cluster binding
Source: RefSeq, a predicted model, not a curated record